AUGGGUAAGGUUUUCAGAGAAACCUCCAGGCCCUCGUCUUCUUCAUCUUGCCCGGCCUCUUCGUCGCCCCCGACAACCACAUCGACGUCGAUCACCGAGACCGUCAACGGGACCCACCAUUUUAAGAUCACGGGUUAUUCUUUGUCCAAAGGGAUUGGGAUUGGGAAGUACAUAGCGUCCGAUACGUUUAAUGUGGGCGGGUAUUCGUGGGCCAUCUAUUUUUACCCAGACGGCAAGAGCGUCGAGGACAAUGCCGCGUACGUCUCGCUCUUCAUCGCGCUCGCGAGCGAAGGAACCGAUGUGAGAGCUCUCUUCGAAUUGACCCUUUUGGAUCAGAGUGGGAAUGAGAGGCACAAAGUGCAUAGCCAUUUCGGGAGGACCUUGGAUAGCGGUCCCUACACGCUCAAGUAUCGCGGUAGCAUGUGGGGUUACAAGCGUUUUUUCAAAAGAACUUCUCUGGAGACGUCAGACUACCUUAAAGAUGACUGCUUGUCAGUGAACUGUAUGGUUGGUGUCGUGAAGUCACACACGGAGGGGCCAAAAAUAUACUCCAUACCAGUACCACCAUCCAGCAUGGGCCAUCAGUUUGGGCGGCUACUGGAAAGUGGAAAGGGAACUGAUGUAAAUUUUGAAAUUGACGGUGAAAUUUUUGCUGGUCACAAGUUGGUACUAGCAGCUCGAUCACCUGUAUUCAGGGCCCAACUAUUUGGUCCUAUGAAGGAUCAGAACACUCGGUGCAUAAAAGUUGAGGACAUCGAGGCUCCAGUCUUUAAGGCUUUGCUUCAUUUCAUGUACUGGGACUCUCUGCCUGACAUAGAAGAGCUUACUGGAAUUAACUCCAACGGGUCUUCCACUUUGAUGGCACAGCAUCUGCUUGCAGCAGCAGAUCGGUAUGGCUUAGAUAGACUUCGGUUGUUAUGCGAGGCAAAUCUAUGCAAAGAUGUUGCGAUAAACACUGUGGCAACGACAUUAGCAUUGGCAGAACAACAUCACUGCUUCCAGCUGAAAACUGUGUGUCUCAGAUUCGUUGCAACACCUGGAAAUCUAUCAGGUGUGAUGCAAACAGAUGGUUACAAACACUUGAAGGAAAGCUGCCCGUCUGUUCUGACUGAACUCUUGGAAUAUGUAGCUAGAGUUAGUGAACAUUCUGUAUCUCUAUGCAGGCAUGGGAAUGAAGCUAUUCUUGAUGGUAGUGACAUCAAUGGCAGGCGGGUGAAGCAAAGGCUAUAG
Molecule: messenger RNA, 1230 nt
Organism: Prunus armeniaca (apricot)
Lineage: Eukaryota; Viridiplantae; Streptophyta; Magnoliopsida; Rosales; Rosaceae
Source: the annotation of a GenBank genome assembly